Durusdinium trenchii is the source of this 4521-nucleotide messenger RNA. Lineage: Eukaryota; Dinophyceae; Suessiales; Symbiodiniaceae. The record is from the annotation of a GenBank genome assembly.
AUGUGCUCGGGUUGGGGAGUUCUGGAGAUGGUCCUGGGACGUCUUCAGGAGGAAUGGAACAAACAACCAGUUGGAACAGGUGAUUUCAAGGCGGAGCUUGCAUUCAUGGUGGAGAACGACAAAAGGAAGCAGGAUUACUUGCGUACCCGCUUCCCUCAUGCUGAGAGGGUCUUCAAUGACAUGUCGGAAAUUGGCAACAAAGUAGCUUCAACGUGGGAUGGAAGCUAUCACAAAGUUCCUCAGGUGGACUUGCUGGUGGCAGGCUUUCCUUGCGUCAACGUGAGUCAGCUGACCACCACUCCGGGAAGUGUGCUGGACCCUUCAUGCCAAAGUGGUUUAGGUUUCCAAUCGGUUGGAAACUAUGCCAAGAGACACAAACCUGCGAUGAUUCUACUUGAGAAUGUAGCCUCCCUUUUUCACAAGAGAGCUGUUGAUGGGGGUUCUAUAUCAGGGUAUGACCAGAUCAAGGAAGAACUACAUCGCUUGGGGUAUGUGGUGAGCGCUGCGAUGUGCAACACUGCGAACUAUGGGUUGCCCCAACAGCGCACCAGGGCCUGGGUCAUGUGUGUGCUGGCAUCCCAAUGUGAGUCCAGUGCGGGUGAUCUCAUGAGAGAAGCUUUGUUAUCCUUCCAGUGCCAACCUGUACCUCUAGAGAUCAUUUUGUCAAAAGCACCACCAGUUGAAGAGGGGAAGAGUGCAUCCAAACCGGUUAGACCACUUCCUAUGAAGAGUGCCGCGCCGAAGUGGAAAGAUUCUCUGAAGCACGUCUUCAAGCAGUUUGGCAAGGAGAAGGUGACAGCUCGCAUCGCUGACCUCGAAGGAAGGUUGACAUGUUGCAGUGACCGUGAGAUCGCCAUCUUGGCUGCAUCCAUGGAGGAGGUGAUUUCCACCAAAAAGAUUGGGGAGUUUCUUGGUAUCCGCAUGCCAAUGGACGAAGACACCCAGAUGGAGACCGAUGAGGGGAGCUGGCGACUUGGAGAACUCAUGUUUGAUGAUGGUGGAAUGCGCGGGGUUGCCGCUGCGGUGGUUUGGCUAGGGUUGGUCUACAAAUGCUCCACUGAGAAGACGGAGGAUUUGACGCAUCCCAGGGUGCUCAGCCUAGCUAGAAGUUUGAUGCAGGUUCCUACCAUGAGGAAAACACAAACAGGAGAUAUGGCCACGGAGCAGAUCCGAAGGAUCAUCCGCCAAAACGUUGAGUCAAAGAAGCUUCCUGUGAGCAGCUUCGAGUGGGCGGAGAUCUUGCGCUGCAUGAACAAGCAGGGUCGCCCAAUCACGGUGAAUGAAGCUAUAGACCUGUACAAUACAAGUCCAGAGGUAGCUGCUCACGGAGGAACAUCAGCGAAGGACCGCACCGGCUCGGGCUCUUUGGUUAUAGACUCAAAGAAAAUGUUCGGCAUCAAACAUUGGAUUGAACUCACAGGUGACCAUGCGAGAGAACAAGUCUGCCUGUCCCUGAAAGACGGCCCCUUUGCCUAUGGACCUUGGGGUGAAGGCCUCUCCGUGCUGAAACCCUUGUUCUUGAAGUCGGUGGUCAACUUGACUAGCAUUCCCCAAUCAGCAGCGAGCCUGGUUCCUUUGGAUGGUGAAGCUACGAUCAAUUUGGAUUGGGCUCUUCCUAUGGAUGCUUACUGUCAGGGGGUGCUUUUCCAAAGAAUCCGGCUGCACUUCGAGAAAUCCACAGCUAUCGUUGAUGAAUCCCAGCACCGUGCCAAAUACCGGAUGAACGAGUCAGACCUGAUGCACCUCCGAAACUUGGUUUGUGUAUGGGGGCAGGUUCGGGAGUUCUUGUCAACAAGGGCUCCCAAUUUCUCUGAGUUGGACUCCGCGUUGGUGAAGGGCAACACUCUGGACCAUGAAUUUGCUCAAGUUCUCGAGCAACGACCAGCUCAGUUUGCAGCUUCAUUCUUGCCAAGUGCUCAACAGGCUGCAGUUGAGAACUUUAAAAAACAUGAAGAAGUUGUGACAUUGGAGGUCCAAAAGCAAAGGCAAGAACUCCGGGAUGCAAAAUGGCGCUACUUCCAGGCAGCUCUCCAACGUGACCAGGAGAUCCUGCAAACUGUCCAGGCGGCGCCCAAGCGCUUGGAUGCUCUACGCCAUCGCAAACAAAUGGCUUGGAGAGUUGAGCAAUCACAGAUUGGGGAACGCAUCGUGAAGGGUUACCUUGAGAAGCAUCUUCGGUGUGAUUUGGUGGAGAAGGUUGAGCACGGCCAGUUGAAGGUCAACGAGUUCAGAUCUUUCGUAGCAUCUACGUGCAGCUGCCGUGAAAUGGAUGUGCACAUGAUUACGAUCAUUGAUUUGAAUGUUCCCCUGGCAAAAUCCAAAGAGCGCAUGGAAGAGUUGUGUGGCCUUCUUCAGUUCGUGAACGAUCUCAACCCUGGUCGCCACGUCGGAGUGAUUGAGCUGCCCGAAUGGGCCAAGAAAUCAUCGAAGAGAGGACUCAGUGAUGAGGAACGCGACCUGGAGCAGGUUCUUUGGGGACUACGUCAAACCUGCGACUGUCGAUGGGUGAUACCAUUCGACAUUCACCCGUCCGCCGAUGCACAGACCAUAAGAAGGCGAUUCUCCUCGGGAAGGCUGGUGGUGAGCAAAGACUUCGAGGGCGAGAACCCAUGGAUCAACAACAGUGAGUUCGGCCUGGCCGGCAGACCGUUGUCGGAGGAGAAAAUUCUUCUACCACUAUCUCGAGAACUUUUACUCCCUGAAAGCCUGGACCCAGACUCUGACCUUAGAUUUGCAGAACGUGCUCGCCCAUCAGUUGAGGCCACUUCGGCACAAAAAGGGCAACAUCGUUGGCUGACCAUGUUGAGGAGCCUACUGACCAUGUCGAGCGGAUACAGCUUGAAGAAGAAACCAGUGAUCGUCAUUAAUUUGACCUCCUACGUUGAAGAUGUGGGAGCUUUUCAACUUCGGGAAUUGCAUGAGGAGCUCAAGGGUGGAUUCAACACGGAGCAGCUCUUUUACCAAAGCAUUUGGUGGCUCAACAAGGACCAGUUUGGAGCAGCGAGACUCACUCGGGAGGUGGUCGACUCAUGGCUAUCAGGGAAGCUGGAGUUCGCAGGCCAACGCAUCAACCUCAAUGCACCAGAUCUCACUCAGGAUGAAAUCUCAUCAGUUCCAGGAGGUGCAGCCGCCAUGAGCAGCCUCGAUACCUUGCAGUUCGAGGUCCUCGAACGAGUUGGAGGCAAAAUGGUGAUCAAGUCGGACGAACACCGUUUCUGGACAACCCAGGGAGGAAGCAUCACAGAGGAUUAUCAAAGCCUCCGAGAAAAGCACCUUGCAUUGAUAGGAUCUGCUGGAGCUGAUGCAGCUACCAGGCAAGUCGUGGAGGCUUCGGAAGAGCAGGAACAACCUGAGCCCCUGCCAUCUACAUCAGAGAAUGAGGAGAAAGAGUCCUUGGCAAAGCUCGAAGAAUCACCAGGCCUGGAAUUGAAGGUCGCUUCUGAAAUCAGCGGUGUGGACUUGAUCCUUGGGAAAGACAAAUCUUUGUGGCUUUAUUCGUCAUCCGCCGACAAGAUGAUAGGCAAGCAUGUCCAGAUCGGCGGCUUCGGGACUGGCCAAUACGUGCCUGCUGAAGGUGAAGAAGGGCUUGAGUUCAAGCUGCCCCAGGGUGACAAGACAUUGAUUCAGUUGGACGAAACUUCAUGGAAGCAGGAUGGCUCUGGAACCUCGGUGAUUUCCCUAUUCAAACUCUUGCUGAUGUGUGAAAAUGAGAAGAACAUCACCGACCACAAGAUCUCCUACCUGAACGUCAAGAGGAAGGAUGAUGCCAACCUUGAGAGCGGCAUGGACGGAUUCGAAGUCUCCUACAAAAACCAUAUGCGCUUCAAGUGCGUGACCCCUGACAAGCUGAGUGGCAAGAACUUUUUCUGUAAAGUCAUUGGGAAGGCUAGCGAGUUCCAGCAGUUGAUUCCAGUCUUCCGAUUUCGGUUUGAGCGAAUUGGGGCCACGCUGAAGCUGCAAAAGCCCCAUAUAGUUACCAAGUGUAGAACCGGGUGUAGCUUGUCGCCCAUCCAAUUGUUGCGACCAAUGCCUUUGAUGUACACGGAUGUGCUGGUGAUGUGGCAGGGCUUGCAUUUCCUGCAUGGCAUGUCAGGGAUGUACGAGAAGUCCUCCUUUGGCCAUGAAUGCGUCCGAGAGUUUUUGAUGCGCUUUCGGAGCUUGCCGGUGAUUGCUCAGGACCAGAAUGACAUGGCUGUCAUCAUGGAGAUGAUCCUUUUGUUGACAGUCCUCAGCAACAUGACCUUCAAGGCUGCCAUGGAUGGCGAUGACCGCAUCUCCCAGUUGUCGACGUGGAUUGCCGAUGCACAUGACAUUGUGGGUCCCCCAGAAACAUGGGCACAUCUACAGAGCGUCAUCGUAGCAGAUCCAGAACAUUUUCGCCUCAUGUUGAGUAAAGCUCAAGAUGAGAUGAACCAUCUCAAAGCUGAGUGCAAUACAGGCCUGCCAUAUGUGCACAAUUUGCUCGGACAAGCCGAGCUCGUUUUGGUCAAGAUUAAAAUGGCAAUUCAUCCUUUGCUGUAG